Molecule: messenger RNA, 585 nt
Organism: Orussus abietinus
Lineage: Eukaryota; Metazoa; Arthropoda; Insecta; Hymenoptera; Orussidae
Product: high affinity copper uptake protein 1
Exons: 5
Coding region: 31-444 (137 amino acids)
Biological process (GO): copper ion transmembrane transport
Cellular component (GO): membrane
Molecular function (GO): copper ion transmembrane transporter activity
Source: RefSeq, a predicted model, not a curated record
CAGGGCUUUGUCGAACGAACAACCGACAUCAUGCAUGCCAUGGCAUUUCACACAGGUGUCACCGAAACGAUACUCUUCGAGGGAUGGAAGACGAAUAGUUGGCAAGGAAUCGUCGGUUCUAUGAUCGGCAUCGGUCUUCUUGCAGCUCUUUAUGAGGCCCUGAAGAGUUACAGGGAACAUCUCUAUAUCGCCAAUGCCCCAACAAAUCCAUUGAAGGAAAAGGAACAGAAGACGAAAAGUACAAGGGAGUACCUACUAUCCGGAGUGCACUUUUUGCAGACAUUUCUACAUGCAGUGCAGUAUGUACUCGGCUACUUCUUGAUGUUAAUUUUCAUGACAUACAACAUUUGGUUGUGUCUUGCCAUGGUUAUCGGUGCAACACUCGGAUAUUGGUUCUUCUCGUGGGAAAAAUUCAAUCCCGACGUUUCCGGAUGUUGCGAUUGAAGACUGCAAAUAAUAAGUUCAACGCCAAGAGGACUUGCAACAAUUUUCAAAAAAGGAACGCCGAAAUAUUUUGAGAAAGAGGCGUUUAAGAAUAGGGCAAAUGUCCUACGUCAGCAGCAGUCAAGCUAUUUGCUGCGAAAA